Molecule: messenger RNA, 2798 nt
Organism: Amaranthus tricolor (Joseph's coat)
Lineage: Eukaryota; Viridiplantae; Streptophyta; Magnoliopsida; Caryophyllales; Amaranthaceae
Product: splicing factor-like protein 1
Exons: 10
Coding region: 240-2423 (727 amino acids)
Biological process (GO): regulation of mRNA splicing, via spliceosome
Cellular component (GO): nucleus
Molecular function (GO): mRNA binding
Source: RefSeq, a predicted model, not a curated record
AGAAUACCUCCUUCCUUUAAACCUCAAAACUCUUCUAUUCUCUUGAUUUUCUUCAUUCUUGAAUCCUGCGGAACUCCUCCUUCAAUUAGCCCCAAUAAUCUACAACAACUGGUUUUGUUCAUGAACUCGUUUUGCAAGUCAACCCUAUUAUCUUCAAGCUAAUCGUGUUUUUGGGCAUAUCCAAGGGUUUACAAGCUGCUACUGUAUCUUCUCCAUCUUCUUCAGAAGCUGGCAUAACAAUGUCUAUGCUCAAGGGGAAGGCAGGUUUUGUUAUUCCUAAAAACAAAUUUUCAGGUUCACUAGUUCCCAUUUUCAAAGGUAGUAAAAAGUCCGAGAGCAAUGAUGCUGUGACUGAAGAAAGUGGUAGACAGCUGCAGAGGAAGACAAAGUGGGGUCCUGAUCUUAGUCAGGAUGCUUCUGUUAAGAAGGGAAGAGUUUUAGCGUAUCAGGUCGAUCGAAGCCAUGGUUGGAGGAGUCAUUGGAAGCCAUUUUUGGAGCUUUUUAUGCGGCUGAGAACAGAGACUCGAGUGGAUCAAAUCACGGAACAACUGAAAUCAGGAUCAUUAGGAAGUGAUAAUCAAAGCUCAAAAUCAGAUAGAGAUGGUCCAGAUAGCGAACUUCCAAGUAUGCAGAUUGAGUUUAAGAAGUUGCAAACAUUGGAACUGGAAAGACGAGAAGCUAUAGGGGAAAUAAUGAAGCUGAAUCCUAAUUACAAAGCCCCGUUUGAUUAUCAUCCUGUGGUGAGGGAAGCUAAAGUUCCUAUACCAGUAAAGGCACAUCCUGAUUACAACUUUCUUGGUCUCGUAUAUGGUUCUGACGGUGAAACCCAAAAAAGAUUGGAAAAGGAAACUGGAACCAGAAUACUAGUUUGUGGCACAAAAUCAGAGACUAAAGAAAAGGUUGAAAUCACUGCGUCUGAUGGAAAUGAGCUUUUACAUUCUUGUGACGAGGUAUAUGUUCAAAUAUCAGGAGACACUUAUGAGAAAGUUGAUGCUGCAGCUGCAUUGAUUGAACUGCUACUUAACUCGGUCAAAUCUGCUGCCUCCACGACUUUGUCAUCAUCCGGAGAUAAUGUUCAAGGUCUAAGUGGGGCUCAGGACAUAGCUACAAGCAGUACUUCCAUGGCCAACCAAGAAUUACUACCUGGUGCAGGACCCAUGUCAACUUCUUCUCUCGGUCCUUUCCAGUCAUUUCAGAGUGCAUGGUUACCAGCUGGGCAAGCUAACACAACUUCUGGGUUUGUACCUCUUUCUGGCUCUAUGGCUAUCCCAUUCAAUCCCUCGCUCACACGUCCUUUACUUAGACCUGGGCCUCCGGCUCCCUUUGGAUUUAGUUCAGCUCAUCAAAGUGCUCCUCCAAGAUUACCCACAUCAGCACCAGAUAUGUCGGGCUCGUUUAUGCCUUCUCCUGUAGGACAAGCUGGCCAUUUCAGAAACCUUUCCGGUGCUGUACCUCCAUUUCCGCCAGCAGGUUCACCUAGGUUCCCCACUCCGCAACUUGCUGAACGACCCAUUACCUCCAGCUCUCCUGGGUGGCUAGUUUCUCCAACUGGUGCUCAGCAAUCUCUAAUUUCUGGCAGCUUUCCAAUAGGUGCAUCACAGGGAUCCAUUGUAUCUCGACCAGUUGGAGCUUCAACGACUACUGCAUUUCCUUCUCAACUAGGACCUGGUUCGUUGACAUCGUUUAUGCCUUCACAAAUCCGGUCUUCCUCUCCCAUGUCUGUUCAGCCCAUUGUACUUACGCUUCAAGGUCAGCUACUUCGUCCAUCUACAAAUACCUCAUUGAGGCCGACGCAAAAUCCCUCAACUCAUCCACCGAGUUUCACUCCUCUUAAACAUGUGGGUCCAACACCCUCAGGUCCGACAAUUCCGGGUCCUAAUGACUUCACUUUCCAACCCCUCCGACUACACGGACCGUCGUCGCAGUCUCUUUCUGGACUAGGUUUGCGUUUUGCAUCACAAAGACCUGCACGAGUGGCAUUGCAUUCUGCACCUCAAGGGCCAUCAUUCCGUCCUCCAUUGCAAAUUUCAUCAUCACAGCUUGUCAGACAAAACUUAGCCGGCCCACCUAUUGGCAACCAAAUGGGCCCACGUCCUGGCCAAUUUGGAUCUCCGAAUCCAAAUCCUCGCAUGGGGCCUAGACACUUCAGUUCUGUUCCAGAUGUCGGCAGUUCUUUCCCGCCCGCAGUAGGACACUCACCUCAAUUUCAGCAACGCUUUCCUGCACCUCCUUUGCGGCGACCAGGAGGAAAUUUUCCUGCAACUAUGCGUCCCGCACCAUUUGGCAGACCACAAAGCUAUGAUCCUUUUGCCCCAACUUCUAUAUCUACUGCUCAGCCACAGGGAAGCAACAUUGGAAUUGCAAGCAAGCAGGAAACAGAUCCUGAAUAUGAAGAUCUAAUGGCAUCUGUUGGAGUCAAAUAAUUCAUACCGAGUCUGUACCCGAGUUGUUUUACUCAAAACCGUACGAAUUGGUCAGAGUCGAAGCCCAAUGGAUGCCAUGCUUAGAGUUCAAGUUUUGCUUAUCUACUCUGAUGCGCUCUUAAAAUUAUAGUUGGAGGAUUUGUUAGACUUGAUCAUCUGCGUAUUCUGGUUAGUUUAGAGAUGGACGAUAAAUGUAAUAUGAUGUGAUACUUGAACAUUGAUCUACGGCAUCAAUUUUGGGGUUUUAGUUGAUUUUUAUCCGAUGUUUGGUUUUUUCACUAUUCGUUACUACAUCACACACGCUAAUGUAGUGAUUUUAAUGGUAAAUAGGAGUGUCAGGCGGGCGUGAUUUUAACUAUAUUUGUGAUUGUAAUU